Danio aesculapii is the source of this 2198-nucleotide messenger RNA. RefSeq names its product recombination signal binding protein for immunoglobulin kappa J region-like (gene rbpjl). The transcript is spliced from 10 exons. The record is from RefSeq and is a predicted model, not a curated record. Bases 240 to 1415 code for a protein of 391 amino acids. Gene Ontology annotation, cellular component: nucleus. Lineage: Eukaryota; Metazoa; Chordata; Actinopteri; Cypriniformes; Danionidae. Gene Ontology annotation, molecular function: DNA-binding transcription activator activity, RNA polymerase II-specific; RNA polymerase II cis-regulatory region sequence-specific DNA binding. Gene Ontology annotation, biological process: regulation of transcription by RNA polymerase II.
AAUCAUUCUCCUCAUUGCCAAAUGUGACCAGAGACUCAGUGAGGCAAUACCUUCAGUUCAGACCUGACCAAUCUGUGACCAUUUUACAUGCCAAAGUUGCCCAGAAGUCUUACGGUAAUGAGAAGAGGUUUUUCUGUCCUCCUCCCUGCGUGUACCUUUCUGGACAUGGAUGGAAAGUCAGACAAGAGCAGCUUAAAGCAUCAGGUCUGAACGAAUCGGCUUGUCGGAUUUUCGGUUACAUGGGUCUGGACAGCUCCAGUGAUCCACGGACAGACAGUUUCAAGCUGAGCUUUGAGGAGCAGACAGACAAGAAGAUGUUUGCCUGUGCUAAAACCUUGUACAUCUCAGACACAGACAAACGGAAACACUUUCGCCUGCUGCUACAUCUGUUCCACAACGGAGGGCAAGAAAUCGGCACGUUCAACAGCAGACUCAUUAAAGUCAUCUCUAAACCAUCGCAGAAGAGACAGUCCAUGAAAAACGCUGACCUGUGUAUCUCCUCAGGCUCAAAAGUGUCAUUGUUUAACCGAUUGCGGUCGCAGACGGUCAGUACACGGUACCUGGCGGUGGAAGAUGGGGCUUUUGUUGCCAGCGCAAGACAGUGGACGGCUUUUACUGUUAAUUUAGUGGAGGAGACGCAGGCUGCGCACAGUGAAUACACCAUGUGUGAGAGCUUCAUCUGCUACGGCUGUGUGGUUCAGCUGGUCUGCACUGACUCCGGAGUGGCACUGCCACCAAUGGUAAUUCGUAAAGUGAACAAGCAGUAUGCAUGUCUAGACGUGGAUGAACCCGUUUCUCAGCUUCAUAAAUGUGCUUUCCAGUUCCGAGGCAGCGACCACAUGUACCUGUGCCUGUCUAAUGAAAAAAUCAUACAGUUCCAGGCCUCUCCGUGUCCUAAAGAGAGUAAUAAAGUGUUAUUGAAUGAUGGAUCCUGCUGGACGAUUAUUGGAACAGAGGUGGUUGAAUACAGCUUCAGUGAGAGUCUCAUCGGUCAUCCUGCAACCAUCAGCCCUGUGCCUGUGAUCACUGGACUGGAGUUGAAUGGAGGUGGACAUGUGGCCAUGCUGGAGCUUCAUGGAGAAAACUUUAGUCCACACUUAAGGGUCUGGUUCGGCAACAUGGAGGCUGAGACCAUGUUCAGGUCCUCCAGGUCUCUGCUGUGUGUGGUUCCUGAUGUGUCUAUAUUGAGUGGUGAAUGGAGAUGGACGAGGCAGCCAAUCACAGUGCCUUUAUCUCUGAUCCGAUUGGACGGUCUGAUCUACUUGAGCUGGUUCUCCUUCACGUACACCCCAGAGCACAGCGCCAGCUCUCAGACCAGCGGCUCCACAGAGAGAAGUGCAGACUCAGACGCUCUCAUAGACACCAUACACCAGGAGUUCACACGCACCAACUUUCACCUGUUCAUGCAGAGCUGAACACACAUACAUGCACAGACACAGACACAUACACACAGACACAGACAUGGACACAUACACAAACACACACAAAAACACACAUGCACGCACACAUAUACAUAUGUGCACACACAUACACACACAGAGAGAGACACAGACAUGGACACAUACACAAACACAGAUACACAAACACAGAGACACAAAAACACACAUGCACGCACACUCAAUCACACACAGAGACACAGACAUGGACACAUACACAAACAUAAAUACACAAACACAGACACAAAAACACACAUGCACACACACUCAUGCACACGCACACACAUACACACACACAGACAUGGACACAUACACAAACAUAAAUACACAAAUACAGACACAAAAACACACAUGCACGCACACUCAUGCGCACGCACACACACACACACACACAGACAUGGACACAUACACAAACAUAAAUACACAAACACAGACACAAAAACACACAUGCACGCACACACACACAUUCAUAUGUGCACAAACACACAAAGACACAGUCAUGGACACAUACACAAACACACAGACACAAACACUCAUGCAAAAACACACACACACACACAGAGAGAGAGAGAGAGAGAGAGAGACAGACAUGGACACAUACACAAACACAAAUAACAAACACAGACACAAAAACACACAUGCACACACACACAUACACAAACACAAACAGGUUUGUUUCCUAUAUUGGUGAGGACAUUGCAUCAAACACACACACGCAUAGACACACACGCAAAUGUGGACAAACACAGAUACAUGCACACG